AUACGUGAUGCUUUUUUGGGGGGUGGACCUGUUUGGAUCGCACGUUUACGCACGAAACUUAAGAAGUGGAGUUCAUCUGAGAGUGUAGAGGAUUGUCACCUUUUUCCUUCACUUUCUUUUAAGGAUAAACGCUGCCGGUAUGUUUUUAUUCUUGUACGGAUUGUUAUGUUUCUGCGCUCUGGGUUGUGGUCAACUAACGAGCGGCCAACCGGACGAUGGAAAGCGGUACAUCUGCCGGGCGGUCCCCCUCAGCGGCGAUGCCAGCUGCCCUGUGACAUUGUUACCCGAGCUAAACACCGGGGGACAGGAAGAGGAGCUAAGAAACACAGUCAUGCAGCUCCGAGAGACGAUAUUACAACAGAAAGAAACGAUUUCUAAACAGAUCGGCACCAUCAACGAGCUGACAACCAAGCUGUCCCUCUGCGCCUCAGCCAGCGACGACAGGGAGUACGGCAAAGGAGGAUCGUGGGGUAAAGAAAAGCAAAACACAAUGGGAGAUGUUCCCAGAGAUCCAAACGACACAAUCGACAGUCUUGGAAAAACCAUGCAGGGGCUCAAGGACCGGCUGGAGAACUUGGAGCAACAGCAAAUGAGGGCCAACAUAUCAGGCGCCUCAUUCCCCAGUGAGCUCCGUGACCUGCUGCAGCGUCGCCUCGGGGAGCUGGAGAAACAGCUACUGAAGAAAGUCAGCAACUUGGAGCAGGAGAAGAGCAUGCUGUCCAACGCAACGGCUGCCUACAGGUUGAAAACAGAGAGCACCCUGAACGCCCUGGUGGAGAGGAUCAGUGAGCUGGAGAAAGGGGGAGGAGACUUUAAAUCCCCGGAACAAUUUAAGCUAUCACUCCCCCAGCGGACCAACUACUUAUACGGCCGCAUCACCAAGAGCCUCCCAGAGAUGUACGCCUUCACACUCUGCAUGUGGAUCAAGUCCAGUGCCAGUCCUGGCAUUGGGACGCCUUUCUCCUACGGCGUACCAGGGCAGGCAAAUGAGAUUGUGCUGAUAGAAUGGGGAAACAACCCAAUUGAGCUGCUCAUCAAUGACAAGGUUGCCCAGCUGCCCCUGGAGGUACGUGACGGCAGGUGGCACCACAUCUGCAUCUCCUGGACCACACGGGACGGCCAGUGGGACGCUUACCAAGACGGGGAGAAGCUGGGAACCGGCGACAACCUGGCGGCCUGGCAUCCCAUCAAACCUGGAGGAGUCAUCAUCCUGGGGCAGGAGCAGGACGUGGUUGGUGGGCGCUUUGACGCCGGACAGGCUUUCGUGGGCGAGCUGAGUCAGGUGAACAUUUGGGACCGCGUUCUGAAGCCGGUCGAGAUCCAGUCUAUGGCCAACUGCACUUCUUACAUCCCCGGGAACAUCAUCUCCUGGCUAGCGAGCAAUGUUGAAGUCUUCGGGAGGGGAGCGUUCAAACGGCCGUUGGAGAUGUGUCAGGAGCGGCUGCCCAACGCUUAGAUAUCAAUGUUUCCAUCCAUUCACCAUUAAAAAAAAACAAAGUCUGCUCUCACUGUAAGGCAGAUUAUGGACUUUAUUUUACAGAUGGAUGUGUAAUAAUGUUGUUUCAUCUGCUUUGCACAAGAGGUGGGAUUUCUAAAAACAAAAAAAGCUCCAAAGCUUACUCUGACGUUGCAGCUGUAACAGUUUGACGGUUAGACAUGUAGCAUUGAAUGUGGAAACACACCGAAGUGCAAAUGUGGGUCUAUAUGAGCACAAUCGGAUUUCCAGCGGCGAUCUGAGAGCUCUUUACUGACGUGUACCAUGAUUAAGGUACUUUACUCCAUAAUAAUAUCCCCCACAGGUAUUAGAGCUAAGACCCCCUUCUCACAGUCUCCCACACACUCCUCCCUCCGCAUUUUAAAACCCUGAGGUGAAGAAAAUCCCCACUUCAGCCCUGCGCAGACACACGCUACUACCCCGAAGACCGACUCCGCCGCUGACAUGUGAGGCGGUGCUGCGUGAGAGUCAGUAACAGGAUAGAUUAAAGGUCUGGCUAAUGUUAUGUCUCUUCCUUAACCAGGCAAUGGGCUUAGAGCCAACAUCAAUCAAACCUCCGAUCCUGACACGUUCAGUCGUCGAAGGCGGGGGGGAAAUAACCCCGGUCCCCUGUCUGUUAUGCGGCUGAUAGAUGAAGCAUGCGUGCAGUAGAUCUGAUUCUCCGUUUAGAAACGCUGGUGAUUUGGUUUUGCGGCUUGCAUAGUGAAAACCUUGUUAGGAAGCGACAUUUGCAUGCACAUCUGACACCAGUGAGUCUAUCACAGUGCUUUCUCCCCGGGCCUUUUCCAUUUGAAGAAAACGGUGAAUCAUGCUGAAAAUAUAUUCAUAGCAUCAAUGUUGUGAAAUAUUUUUACUCGUGAUUUGUGUUGUUGUUAGUGGAUCGUCGAUUGUACCAGACAUUCAGAAAAAAAUCGUCAAGCAUGUAUUUUGAAUGCACUUGUACGUUUAUAGAGUAUUUUUCCAUCAUAUAGUGUCUCCGUCCGGGAAAAAAAAAGUAGUUUUUUAUGUUGCCAGUCCGUAUAGCACAUGUAAAAGGUGUUGUCAGCGCUGUCCUGUUGCCUUCUUCUAAAUGCUUAAGUGCCAUUAAAUGUUUUCUAAGUGUUAAAAAAAUUAUUUGCUUUGCCAAAAAAAAUGGAAAUGUGAAAAAUAAAUAAAACAA
This is a messenger RNA of Stegastes partitus (bicolor damselfish), 2654 nucleotides long. RefSeq names its product neuronal pentraxin IIb (gene nptx2b). The transcript is spliced from 5 exons. Lineage: Eukaryota; Metazoa; Chordata; Actinopteri; Pomacentridae. The record is from RefSeq and is a predicted model, not a curated record. Bases 140 to 1456 code for a protein of 438 amino acids.